UGGAGGGGCGGGUGGAGCGGUCGGUGGGUCGGACCUGUCCGCGGUGCUGGCGGAGGCUCCAGGUUUGCCUGUGACCCGGUCCACCCUCCCUUCCGUUCUGGCCCGGGGAGCUGGCUCUGCACGUGCCAGAAACUGCAGCCCUGCCUCGCAUCUGUCUCUUAGAAUACUCAACUUCAUGCAGAGCCCAACUCAACAACCCUCUCCUGAAAGGAAACCUUUCCUGAUUCUUCUAAAACAGAGGUUCUGAACCUUUUUGUGUGUCAUGGAGCUCUUUGGCAGUCUGCUUUCUGAUAAUCUAAUGUCCGAAGAAAGUGACUCUCUGAGAACAAGCCCAUCUGUGGCAUCUCUGUCUGAAAAUGAGCUACAGCUCCCCAAACAGCCUGGGUAUGUGUGCUCCCUGACGGAGGAGCUCAUCACCAAAGCCCGGGAGGAGCUGCAGGAGAAACCAGAAUGGCGGCUCAGGGACGUUCAAGCCCUUCGAGACAUGGUGUGUAAAGACUAUCCCAACCUAAGUACAUCGCUGGAUGAUGCUUUUCUCCUACGCUUUCUCAGAGCCCGAAAGUUUGACUAUGACCGAGCCUUGCAACUUCUGGUCAACUAUCACAGCUGCCGGAGGAGCUGGCCCGAAGUGUUUGACAACCUGAAGCCCUCUGCCCUGAAGGAGGUUCUGGGUUCAGGUUUUCUCACAGUGCUGCCUCACUCAGACCCUAGAGGCUGCCAGGUAGUCUGCCUUCGUCCAGAUAGGUGGAUUCCAAGUAACUACCCAAUUACUGAGAACAUUCGUGCCAUAUACUUAACGUUAGAAAAGUUGAUCCAAUCCGAGGAGACCCAGGUGAACGGAAUUGUUAUCCUUGCAGACUACAAAGGAGUUGGCUUAGCCAAGGCUUCCCAUUUUGGUCCUUUUAUAGCUAAAAAAGUGAUUGGAAUUCUCCAGGAUGGGUUUCCCAUUAGAAUAAAAGCUGUCAAUAUUGUAAAUGAACCUCGAAUAUUCAAAGGCAUUUUUGCUAUCAUAAAACCAUUUCUGAAGGAGAAAAUAGCUAACAGAUUUUUCCUUCAUGGAUCUGACUUGAAUUCUCUACACCUGAAUCUUCCAAAGAGCAUCCUUCCUAAGGAGUAUGGAGGCACUGCUGGGGAGCUGGAUGCAAAUGCCUGGAAGGAGGUGCUGCUGGCCUCUGAGGAGGACUUUGUGAAGGAGUUCUGCAGGCCUCUCCCUCCCAGCAGUACCCUUCUCCAGGACACCCUGAUGGUGGAAGGAAUAACCUCUGAGGUUCAGGGUGAUGACUCCAUUCGGGGAGUAAAGUCACAACUGUACUCCUGCUAUUAAUGAAGAAGUCACAUAGUUUUCUACAUACAUUGCAGCCAUUAAGUAAUUUCUUUCUCCCUCCUAAAGCGUAAAAGGAGAAUUUGAAGUCCCAUGAGUUUGGCCCUAUCCAUUAUAACUGAACAGAAUUUACACCUAAUAAAGUUAUGAUCAGCUUUAAAAUACAAA
Phascolarctos cinereus (koala) is the source of this 1489-nucleotide messenger RNA. RefSeq names its product alpha tocopherol transfer protein like (gene TTPAL). The record is from RefSeq and is a predicted model, not a curated record. Lineage: Eukaryota; Metazoa; Chordata; Mammalia; Diprotodontia; Phascolarctidae. Gene Ontology annotation, cellular component: membrane. Gene Ontology annotation, molecular function: phosphatidylinositol bisphosphate binding.